UGAUGCGACUGCACCUCCCCAGGCGUCCGUCCCAGUCCGACUCGAAGACAUCCUGAUGCGAUGCCGCAAACUCCCCACCAUGUAAUAUACCGAUGAUACUUCGCUUUUCACAGAGAGUAUCGAAUCUCGGAACGUCCAAGCAUUUUUCCCCGUCGAGUUUGACCGUUGCAAGAAAAUCAUCGUAGUUUGUAGACAGGCGAGGAUCUUCAUCCAAUGUAGCGUUUGAAUAGAAUCUCCACCUUGUACUGUACACGUAAGGCGUAUCUUUUGGAGCCGUGUGUCCGAAGAUUAUUCCCCUCCAAUCUCGUAGAUAUGGUGCCAUCACAGGACAUGGGGACGUGACAGAAGGAGCAACGCGGAUACGUCACGGUAACCGAACGUGAUUGGCUGGGGGGCCGGACCGACGCGUUGGGUUGACAGGACCCUCCUAGCAAGCAGCCAUGUGUGCCCUUCCGCCCCCUCUGGCAUGUGUUGCUGCUGUCUAGUAUAUGAAAUCAACUGUGGAUAUCUGUCCAUAUCGCCGCCGUUCAGCGAACUUCCUCUCCGCAACGCACGCCCCGGCCUUCCAACCCUUCCUACACACUGUAAACCAGCCAAGAACCGAAGGGAGAAAAAAAGCACAAAAGAACCCCCAAACAUGGCCGCCAACCUCACUCAAGCCGGCGGAAGAGCAGCGUCCCAACCGUCCGUUUUCGAAGCCACCCCAACAUGGCGCCUCUUCCACGCCCACCACAAAAUCCUACGAGCGCUAGCGUCCGCGAUUAUCCGGAAACACCAUGACUUUACAUCGACAGGAGGCGCCUCCAGUAUCGCUGGACGGUCGGCGUUUUCAAGUAUCGGAUACGCCGCUCUCCCGUCAGCUGCUCAAAGAGCCGCGUAUCUGCGGGCCAUGUCCACGGGAGCUGCGUUGAGCAACAAUCACGGGGACCUUGCGGCUUAUGUGGCGUUGACCGCCGGGGAUCUGGCUCGGUUGAUGGCUGGGAAAGGGUCGUCGUCGGAGAUGCUGGCCUGUGGUGCUCGAGCUGGCGGACAGUAUGGCAAAGAGCUGGCGGUUUCGUCCGUCGCUCAUUUUGGGAAGGAAGGGCUUCUUCGAGCGUUGCAGCGGACGCUGCUUGCUAUUAUUGCGCUGAGCAAGGAGUUUUUGGCCAACCCCUGGGUUGACAUCUCUGUCGUUGCCGCCGCUCUGAGCGCCCUUUCUUGGCUAUACGUACGGCGUCUCCCCAACUCGUCACGAUCUGCCCAAGCCGAUUUCGAUGAAGCGUUGCGAGUCGCAGCUCUAAAUGAUCCGACAAACCCAGACGGCAUACUCUUCAAUGAACCCCCUGAAACACCCGUCCCGAUACCGUCCAUUCCCGACCCGACGCCACAAGAAGCGUAUAUAUCCCAACUGGAAUCGCAGAAUCGAUCCAUGAAUGAUCAACUUCAGAAGCUGUCGGCUCGCGCCACACAAUUGGCGGAGGCACUGGAGAGAAGCAUAAACCAUGUGACGGAUGUGGAGACACGGUUGGGAUAUCAGGGAAACGUCAUUGAGCGGCUGGAGGAGGAAAAUCGGACCCUCCGAACCCGACUGGAAGAAAUCCUCACAGCGUCAAUGCAUUCGGAGCUUAGGGUCCCUUCCGUAGUCUCACGAUCCUCGGCAGGGUCCGUCGCAUCCGUUCCGCCAUCUCCGAGCUUGAGCUCAUCUGAUUCGUACGAAUGGGUUCAACUUCCUGAAGCGUCACUCACUUAGGAGCAAUCACGAAACCCAACGCUCUUUAUGGGCAGGGGCGCCUUGUUUCUUGUUGCAUCAUCGUUUGGUAUUGUAGUAUAAGUAUAUCAUCUGUA
Fimicolochytrium jonesii is the source of this 1824-nucleotide messenger RNA. RefSeq lists its product as uncharacterized. The record is from RefSeq and is a predicted model, not a curated record. The transcript is spliced from 3 exons. Bases 467 to 1729 code for a protein of 420 amino acids. NCBI's taxonomy places the organism in Eukaryota, Fungi, Chytridiomycota, Chytridiomycetes, Spizellomycetales, Powellomycetaceae.